This is a messenger RNA of Nanorana parkeri, 645 nucleotides long. It is a transcript of the gene CIMIP7, whose product is annotated as chromosome unknown C3orf84 homolog. Lineage: Eukaryota; Metazoa; Chordata; Amphibia; Anura; Dicroglossidae. The transcript has 4 exons. Bases 1 to 645 code for a protein of 214 amino acids. The record is from RefSeq and is a predicted model, not a curated record.
AUGCCGACAGCAAUGACAGGAUCCUGGUUCCCCAGCGGCUUUCAUGGGCACUAUAGAAGCCACCUUCGGAAUGAUAUUUGCCAAGAAUACCGUAUGGAGGCCAGGCCUCCACCCCCGAAGGCCUUCGCCCAGCGAAUUAAAGACAAUCCAACUAAACAUACAUUUUCAAAACACGACAACCGUAAUAGUUUCCCCAACUGUGUUUUUACUUUUGACAAUGGCUUGGGCAAGAAAAAGCUUCUGCAGCAAAGAGAGUCUCACAACUUUACCUACUGGAAGCCACUGGAAGAGGAGUUAAGAAGACAGAGGCCUCUUAUCAGCACUUACCAGACAGAAUUCUGGAGAGUGGACGAUGUUCCCAGGAGGUCACCUCAGCUUCUGGUUCCCCGUUUGACAGCUUCGUGUUCUGCAGUGACCACUUAUAGGGACAUGAGGAAAAGCCAUGCUAAUCUGAAAUCCUCCGAGCACUCAGCUUUGACAGACGUCCCACAGAUCUCUAACAACACCAGAGCAGGAACGGAGGAGAUCUCACUAAGAAGAGCUAAGUCUGCACCUUACAAUCGGCUCACCGUUUCUGAUUGUCUUGUUUGGUGUGCUCCGGGAACAGCUAAACAUGAAAGCGUGCAGAAUAUAGGAACAACAUAA